This is a messenger RNA of Callorhinus ursinus (northern fur seal), 3233 nucleotides long. The record is from RefSeq and is a predicted model, not a curated record. Lineage: Eukaryota; Metazoa; Chordata; Mammalia; Carnivora; Otariidae.
CUACGGCCCGGCCAAUCAGAGCGGCUUUUACUGGCGGGUGGGCCGAGCCGGCCCAGCUGCUCGGAGGCUCUGGCAUGUCGGUUCCCGAUUCUGGUCCCCGGCCCCCAGCAGCGCCUGCCCCCUUCCCACCGGGGCCCCCCAUGAUGCCACCACCCUUCAUGCCCCCUCCAGGAAUCCCCCCACCCUUUCCUCCGAUGGGACUACCCCCCAUGAGUCAGAGACCACCAGCCAUCCCCCCGAUGCCACCUGGCAUCAUGCCCCCAAUGCUGCCACCAAUGGGGGCGCCACCGCCACUCACGCAGAUACCAGGAAUGGUACCGCCCAUGCUGCCAGGGAUGCUGAUGCCAGCGGUGCCUGUCACCGCAGCGACGGCUCCGGGUGCGGACACAGCCAGCUCUGCUGUGGCUGGGACAGGCCCUCCGAGGGCCCUGUGGAGUGAGCAUGUGGCCCCUGACGGGCGCGUCUACUACUACAAUGCAGACGACAAGCAGUCCGUGUGGGAGAAGCCCAGCGUGCUCAAGUCCAAGGCAGAGUUGCUGCUGUCCCAGUGUCCCUGGAAAGAGUACAAGUCCGACACAGGCAAACCUUACUACUAUAACAACCAGAGUAAGGAGUCUCGCUGGACCCGGCCCAAGGACCUGGAUGACCUGGAGGCUCUAGUCAAACAAGAGGCUGCAGGGAAGCAGCCCCAGCCCCAGAUACUGCAGCCGCAGCCACCUCAGCCCCAGCCUGAGCCCCCGCCCGGGCCGCCUGGCCCCACCCCCAUGCCCCUGGGCCUUCUAGAGCCUGAGCCAGGUGGGAGUGAAGAUUGUGAUACGUCAGAGGCUGCCCAGCCUGUGGAGCAGGGGUUUCUGCAGCAGCCGGAGGAGGGCCCCAGCAGUGCUGCUGGACAGCAUCAGCCACCACAGCAGGAGGAAGAGGAAUCAAAGCCAGAACCAGAGAGGUCUGGCCUCAGUUGGAGCAACCGGGAGAAGGCAAAGCAGGCCUUCAAGGAGCUGCUGAGGGACAAGGCUGUCCCCUCCAAUGCCUCGUGGGAACAGGCCAUGAAGAUGGUGGUCACCGACCCCCGUUACAGUGCCUUGCCCAAGCUGAGUGAGAAAAAGCAGGCAUUCAAUGCCUACAAGGCGCAGCGGGAGAAGGAGGAGAAGGAGGAGGCCCGGCUAAGGGCCAAGGAGGCCAAGCAGACCUUGCAGCAUUUCCUGGAGCAGCACGAACGCAUGACCUCUACCACCCGCUACCGGCGGGCCGAACAGACCUUUGGGGAGCUGGAGGUGUGGGCUGUGGUCCCUGAGAGGGAUCGAAAAGAGGUUUAUGAUGAUGUCCUCUUCUUCCUGGCCAAGAAGGAGAAGGAACAGGCCAAGCAGCUCCGGCGCCGCAACAUCCAGGCCCUGAAGAGUAUCCUGGAUGGGAUGAGUAGUGUCAACUUCCAAACUACAUGGUCCCAGGCUCAGCAGUACCUCAUGGAUAACCCCAGCUUUGCUCAGGACCACCAGCUGCAGAAUAUGGACAAGGAAGAUGCACUGAUCUGCUUCGAGGAGCAUAUCCGAGCUUUGGAGAGGGAGGAGGAGGAGGAGCGGGAGCGGGCCCGCCUUCGGGAGCGGCGUCAGCAACGCAAGAACCGGGAGGCCUUCCAGACCUUCCUGGACGAGCUGCACGAGACAGGGCAGCUGCACUCUAUGUCCACCUGGAUGGAGCUGUACCCAGCGGUCAGCACUGAUGUCCGCUUUGCCAACAUGCUGGGCCAGCCGGGCUCCACCCCUCUGGACUUGUUCAAGUUCUAUGUGGAGGAGUUGAAGGCACGAUUCCAUGAUGAGAAGAAGAUCAUUAAGGACAUCCUUAAGGACCGGGGCUUCUGCGUGGAGGUGAACACAGCCUUUGAGGACUUCGCCCACGUCAUAAGCUUUGACAAGAGGGCGGCUGCGCUGGACGCAGGCAACAUCAAGCUGACCUUCAAUAGUUUGCUGGAGAAAGCAGAGGCGCGGGAGCGAGAGCGGGAGAAGGAGGAGGCGCGAAGGAUGCGGCGCAGGGAAGCUGCCUUCCGAAGCAUGCUGAGGCAGGCCGUGCCUGCCCUGGAGCUGGGCACUGCCUGGGAAGAGGUCCGUGAGCGCUUUGUGUGCGACUCAGCCUUUGAGCAGAUCACCCUGGAGUCGGAGCGGAUCCGGCUCUUCCGGGAGUUCCUGCAGGUACUGGAGACUGAAUGCCAGCACCUCCACACCAAAGGCCGAAAACACGGCAGAAAGGGCAAGAAGCACCAUCGAAAGCGUUCCCACUCGCCCUCAGGCUCUGAGUCGGAAGAAGAGGAGCUGCCCCCGCCGCCUCUCCGACCCCCCAAGCGGAGAAGGCGGAACCCCUCGGAGUCAGGCUCUGAGCCCUCUUCCUCCCUUGAUUCGGUUGAAAGUGGGGGUGCUGCCCUUGGAGGACGGGGCUCCCCAUCUUCUCGCCUUCUCCUUGGAUCAGAUCAUGGCCUUCGGAAAGCCAAGAAACCAAAAAAGAAAACUAAGAAGAGAAGACACAAGUCGGUGGGCUCUGGGCUCUUACAGAACAGUCCUGAGAGCGAGACAGACCCUGAGGAGAAAGCUGGCAAGGAGAGUGAUGAGAAAGAGCCAGAACAGGACAAGGACAGGGAGCUCCGGCGGGCAGAACUCCUGAACCGCUCCCCAGGUUUUGGAAUCAAGAAGGAGAAGACGGGCUGGGACACGUCGGAAAGUGAGCUGAGCGAGGGUGAGCUGGAAAGGCGGCGGCGGACGCUCCUGCAGCAGCUGGACGACCACCAGUGACCCGACGAGCCGCUCUGCCUCGGGUCUGUGUGAGGCCGUGGAUCCUAGGUCACCCUCACUAUCUGCACUAGACUCCUUUCUCAGUCGGGUCCGUGUCCACUUUUCCUCAAGUAGCCCCGCCCCCAGCACCCCGCAGCUGGCACCUCCCCAGGUUGCUCGUGGUGUUCGAGGGUCCUCCACUUCCCAGGCAACUAGUGCAGUCCUUGCCCUCAGCCCCAAACCAGAGACCAGGAUGCCACGUGGAGCGGGAGGUGCCAGUAGAGAAAAUGUGAGAAGGGGCCUCUAGGGAGAAUGACAGGUUGGUGACAGGCGGGGUCCUUCCCCUCUAGCACCAGUGCCUGUUCCAGCCUGCCUGGGCCCUCGGGCUCCACCACUCCUUCCUUCAGCCCCGGGACCCAGUGUAUGUGUGUUUUGUUUUGUUUUGUUUUUGUUUUUUAAAUAAUAUUUAUAACAUGG